UCCAACGGUUCAGAUCACCUCCCGACACUGAUCUUCCAAGUUCCAACCUUCAACACGGUCGUCCUUGGCAUUCGAUUUUAUAGAGUAUUACAUUACACCAAACCGCGUCAAUAUAUAUAUAUUAAAUAUAUACACACAAUUUUCCACUUCUCAUUUUUCUGUCACACGCAUUUUUUCAGAUUUUUGAAUUUUGAUUCUCUCUCACACACACUGACACACAUUUCACAUUCGACAUUUCUCUCUUCCCAAAUUCAUUCCUUCGGUUGAGGAAUUUUAGGGCUGGGCAAUGCUGCAUUGGAGUAGAUGCUUUGCUGGAUGAUUUUGAUGUGGAAUGUAUUUUCUGUUGCUUUGGAUUUUAGGGUUUGAAGCAUCCUGUAUUGAGGUUGUUCUUAGGCUGAUGAAAAGCAAUUCGAACUAGCUUCAGAUUGGAAUUUGGAGUUAAAUUUUGUUGAUAGUGAGCAAUGAGCUGAUUUCUUGGAAGCGAAUGUUGAAUCAAACAUGCCUAGCAUUACAGCUCCGGUGAUCAAGAAAGCCACAACCCUCACCGUUGCUGUAAAAUGUAGGCCAUUAACAGAAAGUGAACGUGGUCGCGACAUAGUUCGAGUAAACAAUGACAAGGAGGUUAUUGUUUUGGAUCCUGACCUGUCAAAGGACUACCUUGAUCGCAUACAAAAUCGAACAAAAGAACGAAGAUAUUCCUUUGAUUAUGCAUUUGGUCCUGAUUUUACUAAUUUGGAUGUUUACGAGAGAAGUGUAUCUUCAAUAAUUGCUGGUGUUGCUCAAGGUCUCAAUGCAACUGUAUUUGCAUAUGGCUCAACUGGAAGUGGUAAAACAUAUACAAUGGUUGGGACUAAAGAUGAUCCUGGACUUAUGGUUCUCAGCUUGCAUAUGAUUUUUGAUCUUAUCAAAAAGGACAAAUGCUCUAAUGAGUUUGAAGUUACUUGUUCGUACCUUGAAGUCUACAAUGAAGUUAUUUAUGAUUUGCUUGAAAAAUCGUCUGGUCAUUUGGACCUUAGAGAGGAUCCAGAGAAAGGAAUAAUUGUUGCUGGGCUUAAAUGCAUUAAGGUUCGCUCAGCUGAUAAGAUUCUUGAACUUUUAAAUUUGGGGAACAGCAGACGAAAAACAGAAAGCACAGAAGUUAAUGAAACAUCCUCACGUUCUCAUGCGGUUUUGGAGAUCACUGUGACAAGAAAACAGAGAAGUAAAUACCGGAAUCAAAUUACCAAAGGAAAACUUGCACUUGUAGAUCUUGCUGGCAGUGAACGAGCUUCUGAAACAAAUAGUGGAGGCCAAAAGCUAAGAGAUGGUGCCAAUAUUAAUCGUUCACUUCUUGCAUUGGCAAACUGCAUAAAUGCUCUGGGAAAACAGCAGAAGAAGGGUCUAGCUUAUGUCCCUUACCGCAAUAGCAAAUUGACACGAAUUCUUAAAGAUGGUCUGAGUGGUAAUUCUCAAACAGUUAUGAUUGCUACAAUAUCACCUGCGGAUAAUCAGUAUCACCACACUGUUAAUACCUUGAAAUAUGCUGACCGUGCAAAGGAAAUCAAGACACACAUCCAGAAAAAUAUUGGCACAAUCGAUAUCCAUGUAUCCGACUACCAACGUAUGAUUGACAGUCUUCAGGUAGAGGUUUUCCAGUUGAAAAAAGAAUUAGCUGAAAAGGAAUCACAAUUAAGUGCCAAGCCUGCUGAAAAUGCAGUGGAUAAUGAACUAUCUGGUUUGAAUGUAUUGAGCCAAGAAACCAGUGAAAAUGUUCAGGAACGGAUAAACUUACAGAAGGCUUUAUUUGAGCUUGAGGAAACUAACACUCGUAAUCGCACUGAACUCCAACAACUUGAUGAUGCUAUUGCAAAACAACAGGCUAUUGAGAAAGAUGGGGCAGCUGUACAGGCUUUAAGAGCGAGGCGGCAAGUGAUUCUUGAUAACAUUCGUGACAAUGAUGAGGCUGGUGUGCAGUACCGAAAGGACAUUGAAGCAAAUGAGAAGCACCGUUGUCAACUGCAAAAUAUGAUUGAGGAAGCCAUUAGUAACAACGGCAACAAAACCUACUUGCGCAUUCUCAGUCAAUACAGGCUUCUGGGAAUGGCUAAUGCUGAGCUUCAGUUAGAAAUGGCAAUGAGAGAUCAAAUAAUUCAUAACCAACGUGAAGCACAGAAAAAGCUCUGGAAUUUGCUGAUGGAGUUAGGAGUUGACAAGAAAAGGAUAAUGGAAUUUGCUUCUCAGCAAGGAAUUGCGGUAGAAGACUGGGUGAUGACACCUCAACUGGAAGCGUCAUACAGGAGGCAGUUACCAAAUCUGGAACACAGUAAAUGUACUCCCUUAUUCUGUAGCCCUAGCAAUGGUCAGUCCUAUGCUAGAUCAUCUUGCAUAAUCCAACAAAACCAAGACCUUGGUACCAGAUCAUUUUCAGAAGGACAUUGGAACUUAGGUCAUACAUUUUCCAGGGAGGAGCACCACAGUUCGUUCUACUUGAUGUCUCAUGAUCACUCCCCAUCAGCAUUAUUAUUCAAGCUCAGUACCGAGCAUUGGGUUGGUGACAGGCCAAGCCCAUGGUCUGAAAGUCCUGAUAUACAUCGUCACUUUUUGCGCAAGUCAUGUCCACAGUUAAGAACACAGUCUUCUUCAUUUACUGAGGGCUGCAUAUCAACUUCAUCCUACAGUGCUGACUUUGGCCAGCAUCAGAAGGAUGCAUGGAAUGCUCAUGAGCCAACAUCCGCAUGAGAGUCAUCAUAUUGGAAUGAGUGGCUGCGAAGACUCUUGCACGGGAACAAUGAUGCAUCAUGGUGGGUCAAGGUUAGAGCAUUCUAAGCUUUAACCGUGUUUGCUCAGCAGCAUAGCCUUUAACUGUCCAAAAUAAGUCCCAAGUGCUCCCUUCAGGAUCGAUUUCUUUUGAUUCCCCUAGCAUUAAUUCUCACCCCUCUAAUUUUGUAUAGGCUUCUUCAGCUUUUGUAUUCUUUCUUCUGUCUACGUUAGUAGAUUUCCCGCCAAAUGUACAUAGGUUUAGUGUUAGUGCCCUCAUAUUAGAAAAUUCAUUUUCAAUAUUCUAUUCAUUCUGGUUUGGAAGAGGAAUGGAGGGGUGGGUGAUCCUAUAGAGAAGUAGUUGGUUACAUGAUCUAUGCACCAACUUUCGGAAUGUAGUUGUUGUAAAAGUUGUUAAUACCGUUUUGUACAUCUUUGUUGUGAAUGUUAGUGGCAAUCCAGGAGUUGUAUUAGAAAUGUAUUAGCUUCUCAUUCACUUUUGUCACCA
Messenger RNA from Cornus florida, 3244 nucleotides. Its product is annotated as kinesin-like protein KIN-8B. Bases 499 to 2718 code for a protein of 739 amino acids. Lineage: Eukaryota; Viridiplantae; Streptophyta; Magnoliopsida; Cornales; Cornaceae. The record is from RefSeq and is a predicted model, not a curated record. Gene Ontology annotation, biological process: microtubule-based movement. Gene Ontology annotation, molecular function: microtubule binding; ATP binding; microtubule motor activity. The transcript is spliced from 17 exons.